UGUUUAAGUGUUAUCCCUUAAUUAAUGCUGCAAGUUGAGAGUUAAGUUGACUUUUGAUUGUCUAAUUGCUUCCCGUCACAAUGAUCCAGGAUUUGAAGUUUUAUGGGUUGGUACAACAAUCUCAAGUUAAUAUACAAUAAGUAAUUGAGAUAACAGUCAAAUAUUUGUAUAUAUUUAGUAAAUUUCUUAAUGAAAAUACACGGACUGUGCAAAAGCUAUUGCAUUCUCGUGAACCCAUAAGUUGUGCUCUAGAUCCGUUCUAGUUAACCCAAUAUUAAGAAAACUAUAUGCAAAUAAAAAUAUUCCAUGACUCAUCCAUGUUAGAGGCAUUAAUUAAGAAAUAAUAUUUUAAAUCUAAAUGUUGUUCCUUAAUUGUGGUUAACCUCAACUUAUAAGCCAGCUAACAUGAGUCAUGGAAUAUUUUUUAUGUUAAAAUGCUCAAAUAAUUUCAACAAAUAAUAAUAACAAUAACAAUAUAAAAUAGAGAGAAGAUAAUGUAAUUACAACUACUAUUAUAAUUAUAAUAUUUGUUGUUGUUAUUGUUUCACCUCAAUUAACUCUCUCUUAUAAAGAAGCUUUCACAACAUUAGUGAGGGAAACAAAUUUACCACAUUCAAGAGCUUCCAAGAGAGAGAUAUCGACCAAUACACAGUUCAAUCCAAAGUUCCUUCACGUGGUUGACAGUCGAGGGGGAGAACUAGCCAUAAGCCAGAGAUCUCUGCUUUAAUUAAGAAGUAUAGAGAGAGAUGGCUGCUUAUGUUGCAUUAACUUCUCUAAUGGGAACAAUACAACAGCUUCAGCUUUUGCAAUCAAACUUAGAUCUAUUGGACACUCAUGUGGAAAGUUUGAAUUUACUCUACGAGAAGGUUGAUUCUCUGCAAGAACUUCUUGACAAUUUUGAUGGUGAACAAACGAAGAAUUUGCAGGCAAAAGUCAGACACAUAGCAAAUGAAGCAGAAGAUGAAGUUGAAUCACAGAUGAAGGUGGUAAUGGACGAACAACAUGACGUACUCCAUCAAAAGGAAGCCCUCGAGAGUCUUUCUGAGAUCUUACAACGAGGUAUUGAAAAUGUUGAUUCCCUCAAGGAAGAGCUCAUCAAGCACAGUCAGAAUAACACUUCGCAAGCUGGAAAUUCCUCACUUGGUGAUUCAAGUUCACCUCGAUUGCAUGCUUCAACCCUUGAGAAUGAUAUGGUGGGGUACAACAUUGAACAAGCAAACAUGCUGAGUCGACUCACGAGUGGCUCGCCUGAACUGGAAGUCAUCUCUGUUACUGGUAUGGGCGGCAUUGGUAAGUCAACUUUUGCCAAAAAGCUGUUUUCUCAUCCCUCAAUUUUGAGCUUCUUUGACAUCCGUGGAUGGAUUACCGUGUCUGAGGACUAUAGUUAUAGAAAGAUGCUUUUAGGCCUCCUAGUAGAUGCUAAUAUUGGGAAGGAAGAAGACCUUGAUAAGAAAAGCGAUUCAGAUUUAGCCGUUUGCUUGAAACAAAAUUUAAUGGGUCGAAGGUAUUUGAUUGUUGUGGAUGACAUAUGGAGCAAAAACGCUUGGGAUGAGAUUAGCCUGUGUCUUCCAGACGAUGGUAAAAGAAGUCGGGUACUGUUGACUACUCGAGACGUUGAGGUUGCUCAAUAUGCUAGCUCUCCGAAGGAUCCUUUCAGGAUGCAUUUACUUGACCAAGAGGACAGUUGGAAUUUGUUUUACCAAAAAGCAUUUACAGAAAAAGGUUUUGCGAUUGAAUUUGAGGAUGUGGGAAAGGAGGUUGCCAAAAACUGCAAUGGUUUACCACUUAUGAUUGCUGUGGUUGCCAAGGUUCUCUCCAGCAAGAGGACACUGGACGAGUGGACAAAAGUAGCUGAAAGUGUGAGCUCAUUAGCAGAAGUUGAUGCUUAUCAACAAUGCUCCGGAGUGCUUGCUUUAAGCUACAAUCAUCUUCCUUCUUAUCUGAAAGGCUGCUUUCUGUAUUUUGGACUUUUUCCAAAAGCUAGUGAAAUUUCUAUGGAAAAGUUGAUUAGAUUAUGGAUUGCGGAAGGGCUCCUAAAGGUAAAGGGAAUGGAGGGAUUGGAAGAAGUGGCUGCUAGUCAUUUAAAUUUUCUUAUUGAUAAAAGUUUAGUUAUUGUUAGCAAGAGAAGUAUGGAUGGUAAAAUCAUGACAUGUAUGAUUCAUGAUCUUGUUCAUGAUUUCUGCUUGAAAGAAGCCGACAGCCAGAAUCUUCUGUAUAUUGUGAAUACCGAUAUUGAUGGACCUCUAUGGGUUAUUCCUGAAUGCUGCAGGUGGGUGUCACAACAAUCAAUGGGCUUUUAUUUUCACCGUCGAUUCCCUGAUCUUGCUUAUAGCAAAUUACGUUCCUUUUCUGUCAAUCCUAGAACAAUCCUUAAUGUUGAGAGCUGUCAUUUCAAACUUCUUAGGGUAUUGGACUUGGAGAAAAAGAAGAUUCUCGAUUUCCCCGUAGCUAUACUAGACCUAGUUCUUUUAAGGUAUUUGGCAUUGAUGAUUAGGAGGUCUGGAAAAUUACCAAUUUCUAAACUUCUGAAUUUACAAACUCUCAUUGUUCGUCCACAUCCAAUAUACACUAGUUCAUGGAAAAUGUACUCCUUACCAAAUGGAAUUUGGAAAUUAUUUCAGUUAAGGCAUCUCCAUUGUUGGUGUAUGCAUUUGGACACUCCUCAGACGGUAUCAGAAAAUGAGGUGAAGAACUUGGUUUUGGAAAACAUACAAACUGUUUCUGGGUUGAUACCUUCUUGUUGCACAAAAGAAAUAUUUGAAGCGAUUAAGAAAGUAAAGAACUUGGAAAUUGCUGGUAAAGCAGAGGAAUUUCAGAGCGAGAUGGGAUGGCAUAAUAAUCUUAAAUAUUUAAAAGAGCUCGAGGCACUAAUGGUUACAGUUCCGCCUGGUUUUAUUUCCAACCGGCUGCCGUGUUUAAUCAAUCCAAGUUCAGGUUCUUUCCCACCAAAUCUCAAGAAAUUGACACUUAGCCGUACUUGUCUCCCGUGGAAUUGCAUGAACAUUUUUAGCAAGUUGCCCAAUCUCGAGGUGCUUGAAUUGAAAAAUCUUGCCUGCUCAGGCAAUGAGUGGGAAAUAACAGAGAUGGGGUUCCCUAAAUUGAAGUGUUUACUCCUUGAGGAUCUGUAUCUUAGAUAUUGGACAGCCACCAAUGAUUAUUUCCAAUGCCUUGAGCGUGUCUGCAUCAGAGAAUGCAAACUCUUAAAAGAGAUCCCAGAAGGAUUUGCAGAUAGUGUGACGCUGCAGCUAAUUGAAUUACAUAAAUGUCGUCGUCCUCUUGUCACUUUUGCCAAGAAGAUCCAGGAAAAGCAUGAGGAAUUGGGAAACAACAUGCUUAAAGUUUAUGUCUUUGGUUCAAAUGAAGUUUGAGAGGAAGAUGCAUAAUUUGAGUUUUGCAGUGAACUUGUGAGGAAGGUAUUUUGGUUUCCUUAAAAGAGAUUGCUAAGGGAUUAGCAGCUAGUACCAAGUUACAGCUGACUGAUUUACAUAGAUAUUUUCGUUUUCUUGUGAACUUGCCACGGCAUCCAACAAGAGCAAAAUAUGACCAGUGUUGUGUUACUUAUUCCUGCGUUCUCUUUCUUGCUUUUUCUUUAAAUUUUUCAUGUCAUUUUUCUAGCAAAAAUUGUGGUGAUAUUUAUUGCUCGAAACUUCUCAAGAUUGAAUUUUUAAUGUGACACUGUAAUAAUGCCUGGGAUUUUAUAGCCAAAUUCAGCUUGUUUGAAUGAGUAUUUGAAGAAUAUUGUGACAA
Nicotiana tabacum (common tobacco) is the source of this 3747-nucleotide messenger RNA. Lineage: Eukaryota; Viridiplantae; Streptophyta; Magnoliopsida; Solanales; Solanaceae. The record is from RefSeq and is a predicted model, not a curated record.